UCCACCUCCGCCUGACGCCGAGCGUGCCGUUUAAAUGCCUCCUGACGGGCGCCCGCCGCGCCUGUUUGUCCUGAGCUCAUUUGCUGGAAUUUGUUUGCUGGCAAGAGGGGGAAGGGGGCGGGGGAAAGUCGGCGAGCGGUGCUUCUGCAGAGGGGCGAGCUGGAAGAGGGGGAGAGAAAGUUCAGGUCUCUCCGAAGCAGAUUCCUCUUCUGCUUCUGCCUUCACUCCCUUCCAGGAAACAUCCAUGAAGCCGCCCUUCCCUUGGCAUAACAAGAGUUGAUGCUCCAGUACAUGAGUCCCCGCUGCCUUUAGCCAUGAGCUGUCUGGAUGUUAUGUACCAAGUCUAUGGUCCUCCCCAGCCUUACUUUGCAGCAGCCUAUAGUCCUUACCAUCAGAAACUAGCCUUUUACUCGAAGAUGCAGGAAGCCACCGAGAGCGUGAGCAGCGCCAGUACGAGCAGCGCCAGCAGCUCUUUCUCCGGCCACGCCGCCCCAGCCAGCAUCAAGGAGGAAGAGUGCAGCCCCGAGAAAGAGCGCCCCGCGGAGGCCGAAUACAUCAAUUCCAGAUGCGUCUUGUUUACCUACUUCCAGGGGGACAUCAGCGCCGUGGUGGACGAGCACUUCAGCCGGGCCCUCAGCCAGCCCAGCAGUUACUCGCCGCCGAGCAGUGCCAGCGCCAAGGCUGCGGCUCGGAGUUCCAGCUCUUGGAGGGAUGGAUCAUUCCUUAUGAGCCAGCGCAGCUUCCCACCCUCCUUCUGGAACAGCACAUACCAGCCCUCCUCGGUGCCUGCCUCCCUGGGCAGCCCGCUGGCAGCCACUGCCCACAGUGAACUGCCCUUUGCUACAGCAGACCCUUAUUCACCCAGCUCGCUGCACAGCCACCUCCACCAGGGUGGUCCAGAGCCCUGGCACCCUGCCCACCAUCAUCACCAUCACCACCACCACCACCCCUACAUCGGCACACAGAGCUCUGCCUAUCCUCGGCCCACCACUGUGCACGAGGUCUACGGUCCACACUUCGACCCUCGUUACGGCUCGUUGCUGGUGCCUGCUGCUUCAGUGCGCCCUCAUCGUCUCACGCCUGCCUCAGUGCCCACCCCUGUCAGCCCUCAGUGUGAGCUAGGCAAGAGUGAGCCUGCCACAUCAGCGUGGACAGCACCAGCACCCUUCCCCAGCCCAGCAGGGGAAAUGGCACAAAGUCUAGGCCUCAAUGUGGAUACAGGUUUGCAGCCUCAGGAUAAAAGCAAGGAUCUCUAUUGGUUUUAGACCUGCCCUUCCACCUUCUCUUCCCCUCUAGUCAGACCUCUGCCUAAGUAGGACUGGUGAUGACAGAGCUGAAAUCGAGUCCGUUUGUAACAGCUUCUGAUCUUGGUUUACAGCUCGCCGUUAUUCCUUCUGUGGUGGAUCUCUCCUGAGCUGAUCUGCUGAUCUUAACGCUCUCCCACAAACUCCAUCUUCCUUUUCAUCAUUCAGAAUCUCAUGUCGCAUUUCAAGAACAAGAAUAUGGGGAAGGCAAAGGGAGAUAAAAGCUGCUUUGACUUGGCCUUUCAACAACAAAAUCUAGAACCGUAAGGGAUGUAAGGCACCCAUCUUUCUCUUGAAGGUGCAGCGCCAAGUGCAAUGGCUCCACAUCCAGAAUUGUAACCAGGCCACUCUAAAGAGUCAAGUAAAAUGAACAAGGAUAUAAAAAUCACUGAGUUUGGAAAGCAAAUGUGUUUGUUACCGGUGGUGAUGGUGUGAACCAUUCUUCUGAUCAGCUUUUUUUUAAAAAAAAAAAUGACUUAUUGAAAGCAACAUGGGCAGUUAUUCAGACAUUGUGAACGGGAUUUUUGUCCUUUACACUGUAGAAAGAGAGGAAUUCUAAACUUCUAAGCACGUUUGGGACUUUUAGGGGAAAAAUUCAGACUGUGGUGAUGAGUGGCAAGUGACUAGUGUAGGCCACCUGCCUCCAGGCUUACACAAAUGCAGCUGUUGCAGAGACAACUGUCCAAACUCCAGAAACUUGACAACCAAGGUGGCACUUCUCUGAGUUUGGCACAACAAUUGCAUUGGUUAAGACAUACAUACAUAUGUGUAUAUAUACGUUUUUUAUACAAGGAACGUUUUAUGAGCAAAGAAGAGAUCUUUCACCCCCCCCCCCAAAGAAUACUCUAACAGCCUUCACAAGGAACAACUGGAGAAGUUGGGGAGGAAUUAAUUGGACAAAGGACCCCAUUUAAUUUGAAUUCUCUCUGUACCUAUCUUUCUGCCAUUAAUGGUCAGGGACUGGGUCUCUAUCUUUUUUUUUUUUUUUUUUUUGGAAGGUGAAUAUAAGAGGUGGUUAUUUGUAGGAAUGUUACAUUAAAGAUUUCUCCUUUCA
Hemicordylus capensis (graceful crag lizard) is the source of this 2358-nucleotide messenger RNA. It is a transcript of the gene VGLL2, whose product is annotated as vestigial like family member 2. The transcript has 4 exons. The coding region runs from base 315 to 1265 and encodes 316 amino acids. NCBI's taxonomy places the organism in Eukaryota, Metazoa, Chordata, Lepidosauria, Squamata, Cordylidae. Gene Ontology annotation, biological process: regulation of transcription by RNA polymerase II. The record is from RefSeq and is a predicted model, not a curated record. Gene Ontology annotation, cellular component: nucleus.